UCCCUCCGACAUCAGCAGAUUUCCUAGCCUGUUCUUCAAGAUCCUCAGGAUGAAUACCUACAUCUGUCUUGCCGUUUGCCUUGUUGCUGCUGUCUCAGCUGCUGGAUAUGGUGGUGGAUUUGGAAGCAUGGGCGGUACUGGAGGAGGAAACGGAGGUGGCAUGAACGGAGGUGGAUUCGGAGGUAUGGGUGGAGGAAACGGUGGAUUCGGAGGAAUGGGCGGUGGAAUGGGAGGACAAGGUGGAUUUGGAGGAAAGGCAGGCGGAAAAGGUGGAUUCGGAGGAAUGGGUGGUACUGGAGGAGGAAACGGAGGUGCCAUGAACGGAGGUGGAUUCGGAGGUAUGGANUGGGCGGAGGAAAUGGUGGUUUUGGAGGAAUGGGCGGUGGAAUGGGAGGACAAGGAGGAUUCGGAGGAAAAGGAUAUUAGAUCCAGCUGA
Mizuhopecten yessoensis (Yesso scallop) is the source of this 436-nucleotide messenger RNA. RefSeq names its product glycine-rich protein 5-like. Bases 50 to 436 code for a protein of 128 amino acids. NCBI's taxonomy places the organism in Eukaryota, Metazoa, Mollusca, Bivalvia, Pectinida, Pectinidae. The record is from RefSeq and is a predicted model, not a curated record. The transcript has 4 exons.